Molecule: messenger RNA, 1748 nt
Organism: Cuscuta campestris
Lineage: Eukaryota; Viridiplantae; Streptophyta; Magnoliopsida; Solanales; Convolvulaceae
Source: the annotation of a GenBank genome assembly
CAGUAUGGUCAGUUGGUGAUUCUCAGUAAGCUCUGCUUCUCAUCGGAUCCUUCGUCAAUUAUUGUGCUAAAUCUGCGAAAGCAUGGCCCGUCUUUCCUCUACCAGUCCGUGAUCCAAUUGAGUUCCUUUUCCUCUGUGUGGACUUCUGAAGUGUUGUGUUUGGGACUUCGGAUUAGGGUUGUUAUAACUUAUUCCCAAAAUAGCUGAACUGGUGUUAUAUGUGAUGGGUGAAAAUGUGUUGGAUAAUAUAUUAAUGGACCUUGAUUUGAACCAAGAACCUCCGGACCCGCCUCCCGAUUCAGUCUUAGGAUUCAGAUCUAUCUUAAACACUUUGGAGAGUGCCCACAGUCGGAUAGAGGAGAGAAUCCGACAUCUUGAAUCCGUGACGGCCCGAGCUUGGGAACGCCAUAGGUUGCGCCGCACUCAAAAUUUUUCAGAUACUUUUGAUGGACAAAUUGGUAAUUCUGCUGUUGUGGGUGUGAGUUCUGGUGGUGGGAGAGGACACAAAAGGGACAACAGCCAUUUGGUGGCAAAGGCAUUGGCUAUGGAUUCUAAUGCGAAGAAGGGUCACAAGGAUGGUGCAACCUUUUUUGAUUGUAACGUAUGCUUAACCACGGCGCGGGAGCCUGUUUUGACUUGUUGUGGUCAUUUGUACUGUUGGUCGUGCUUUUUUCAGUUGCCAUAUGUUGAUUCUAUGGUCAAGGAGUGUCCCGUUUGCAUGGGAGAUGUUUCAGAUGGUAAGAUCAUUCCUAUCUAUUGUAAUGGCAUCAGUAACUGUGGGACAAAGCCAGAGUCUGGUCCAAAGAUACCACCAAGACCAAAAGCGCAUCGAGUAGAAAGUGUUAGACAGCAACAUCUGGCAAGGGGCUUAUCUCAUAUUCCAGUGGCGGAAGCACUAAGGCGAAUCAGGGCCAGUAUUGGAAUGCUGGAGCCACUAAAUCCGCUAGAGCAAAUUGGCAUUAAUGUGGAUGUUGCUACUACACCUUCUCAGCCUCAGGAGCUCCCAAAUGGAGGUGACAGCCGCCGUGUACGUUCCCGUGAGUUCUCAAGGGUAUUAUCGGAAAGUGCUGCUUCUCUGUCUUCAGAACUAGAUAACGCGCAACGCAUAUUUGAGGACCUUGCUGCAUCAAUUUCUGACCGCUUAUCACAAAGGGACGGCGCUCAAGAUUCAUCGACAGCUGGCGACUCUUUUGUAAGAGAAAAUAACGGUGCACGACUGGAGCACCAAAUUCUGGAAACCCCAACUGAGAUAAGUUCUUCUGCAUCUAUUCCUCCCUCAUCUCGCGGAAAUGAAGAUUCCGAUGCUGUUGUACAAUUGGUAAACCUGAUACCCACCACAAGUGGUGAAAGGGAUCAGCCCUUUACUCGUUCUUCUUCAUCUUCCAGGAUAAGGUUUUCUUUGUUCAGAUUUUCAGAUGUCAAUAAUGAUGGUUCUGACCGUGAAACUAGAAGAAGAUUGAACUGACGACUUCUAACUAAUAAGGUUAGAAGAAAAUUGUUGAUUUGCUCACAUUUGCCCGAUUUAGUGAUUGGUCACUAUGGCGGAAUUUGUGAUCUAUGGGUUCUUCAACAAGUGUUAACCAUGCAAAGUGCAAGUCGGUUGUAACUUGUAAGCUUGUAAAGAGGUUAUAUUUUUCCUGUCAUUGAGCAUGUUUACAGGCUGAAAUAUAGUGUUGACAAAUGUUACGAAAGUUUUCAAGGGUACCCUGACUUUCCUUGUAUCAUCAAAAUGAAGAUGCAGCUCACCC